GUUUAAAAUGUCAUAGCUAUUUGAAUGUUGUCACAUUAGGUUGUUAUAGCUCCAAAUGUUUAUUUCUUCUCCAUUUGGGACUAUGAAUCUAACAUACAGUAACGUGACUACUUAAGAAGAUCUAUUACAUUUUACAUCGACCCAGCCACUAUGCAAGUACAUAAAAUUUGCAUAACAACAAUCCUGAUGUUAAUUUUGAUUUUAAAAACUGUUUGCCAGAACUAUUUCUCAGCUUCUGAUAUUUUAGCUAAUUGAAAUAUUUUCUUGCCAAGAUAAACAAAUACACUAAUAUUUAUUGUUAAUUAGAUAAAUCUGGCUGGAAUUCAGUUUAUCAGAAGUGGGUGGUUCAUAUAUACAUUAUUUAAACUCCUCUAAUUUUAAAUCAGCAGAACGUUUUUUUAAUUUGCUUUGAAAAAAUUUAAUGGCAAUUUUUCCACAGCUCCCCUGAUUUUCUACACUAGUGCUUAAAUACUGUUGCAGCUGAAAGCUUUUGUUCAUAUGCAACCUUGAACUGCUGUACUUUCAAGUCCACUGUGGUAUGUGAAAAAAUAGUGGGUGAGGAGAAGAACGCUACCUUGCCCUUUAUCCCAGCAUUCCAAACGAGCCUAAGGUGCACAGGUGCCACACAGGGAAAUAGUUUAAAAGGACACUAUUCUUCACUCAAUCAUCUAUUUCUCUACACCAUCAUCCACCAAAGAGAAGGCAGCAGAAACUCAGUGGAACUCUGCCACACAGUCACACCUUCCUGUGAUGACAGCUGACCACGUUCCUUUGUCUUGCGGACGACAAAGGUAGAAAAACCAGAAGGCUGCCGCCAAACUUCGCAGGACUCCAGUGAAACUCCACGUUCGUGGAUGGUCUCCAACAGAGGCCUCCACGCCACACAAGCUGCAGCUGACCUACAAGAGGUGGCCGCCACGUGUCCGUGACCAACCCCUCGCUGUGGAGAGCUGCAGUGUGUGCUGGCUUCCUUAAGGAUGGCCGGCCGCACGGAGCACUUGGAAAGGAGGUGAUGGCUGGACCGAUGAAGGCCGACGCCUUGGUCCAUCGAAAAGGGUGCCUACAUGAUAUGUCCCUCAAUCCAACGCCCUGCACACUGCCAGGAAUCGCCUCUCCCGGGUUCGCGCACGGAUUGUCCUUCCCGCAGGCAGCCUUCGGGGCAGGGCCUCACCCCGGCUCCCCGAGCCGCUGCCCAGGCCCGGCCCGGCCCACCGCCCCCGGCCGCCGGAUCCGGCCCCGCCGGUCCUCCCCGCCCCGCGGCGCUGCGGAGCUCCCGCCCUCGCCCCUCUCUCUUCCUCCGCCGGCAGCUGCGGCAUCCCCGGGGCGGCGGGACCGGCAGCGAACCGCUCCGGCGCACGGCCCGGGCCGCCGCCAUCUCCGCGGUGCCCGGUCUCUGCCCCGAGCGAGCGCGCUGAGGCGGGGGCCGCUCGCCGGGCCCAGCUCCGGCAGCGCAGCCAUGCCGGCAGCCCGCGCCGGGCCGCGCAGGGCCGCUCUGCGCCCGCAGCACCGCGGCGGCCCGUGCGCGAUGAGCCGCCCACCCUUGGGCACCUUCUCCGCCCCGCUCGCCUCCUCCUCCCACGGAGCCACCCUCCUCCUCCGCCCCCUCUCCCUGCCAGCCUCCUCCCCGCCCUUCCCCGCGCUCCACGCCGGUGCCGGAGCCGCGCGUCACUCGGGCUCCAGCCCCGCCGCAGACAUGGCGACACUGACAGCGGUCCAGCCGCUCACGCUGGACAGAGAUGUUGCAAGAGCAAUUGAGUUAUUGGAGAAACUGCAGGAAUCUGGAGAAGUACCAGUACACAAGCUACAGUCUCUAAAGAAGGUGCUGCAGAGUGAGUUUUGUACAGCUAUCAGAGAGGUGUAUCAAUACAUGCAUGAAACCAUAACUGUUAAUGGCUGCCCCGAAUUCCGAGCCAGGGCCACUGCAAAGGCAACAGUUGCUGCAUUUGCUGCAAGCGAAGGCCAUUCACACCCGCGAGUGGUGGAGCUGCCAAAGACUGAGGAAGGCCUGGGCUUUAAUGUCAUGGGAGGAAAGGAACAAAAUUCACCUAUUUACAUUUCUCGCAUCAUUCCUGGAGGAGUGGCAGAAAGGCAUGGUGGCCUCAAACGUGGGGACCAGCUGCUUUCAGUUAAUGGAGUGAGUGUGGAAGGAGAACACCACGAGAAGGCGGUGGAGCUGCUGAAGGCGGCCAAGGACAGCGUGAAGCUGGUGGUGCGCUACACUCCCAAGGUGCUGGAGGAGAUGGAGGCUCGCUUCGAAAAACUGAGAACAGCCCGGCGCCGGCAACAGCAGCAGUUGCUCAUUCAGCAGCAGCAGCAGCAGCAAACUACACAGCAAAACCAUAUGUCGUUGUUCUCAAGAAAGAAGAAGCCUCAGUCAAGAGUUCAGUAAUCAAGCAACCAGAGCUGUACUCUAGUAUUCCAGCAAAAGCAAACAACUACAGGAACAUGAAACAGAAUUCAUCUGGAGAAUGUCCAGUACCAGACUAAAGUGAGCCAUAGGGAGGGUACCAUCAUGAUAAGGCUUUUCAGCACACAGCAGUCACAGAUACCUUUUACUUCAGUGACUCUGUUCCUAAUGAGAACAGCAUGAUUGGUAAACCCUAUGAAACAGUGAAGUUCAGGGCUUCCAAAUAAUUCUGUUUGAUCUCAUCUUGCACUCAUUACUCUGACAAAUUUCUAGUUGGCUUUCUCUAGUCACUGAAAGUUUUGUUUAAGGAGGUUAAGAUUGGCUGCUUUUGAGAGCAGGAUCUUUCUCUACAGUUAUCUCCAAAAAUGAAAAACAUCAGUUCCAAAUUUUGUCACAGACAUCAAACUCGUACAUCACGCUUCAUAACCACUUUGUACGAUAUAUUGUAGAGCUGUUUUAACCUAACUUCCUGUUUAUAAUUUUCAGAUUUCCCUCUGGAAAUAGCAAUUUACUAUAUUUAUAAAGUAUUCCAUUUGUAGAAGCAAUUGGCUUUUUACUCUUGGUGUUUCCAUAUAUUUUAUUAUGCAUCAACAGAGUGAGAAAGUUUUAGGUCAACUUUAAUUUUAUUAGUAGUAAAGUUAGGGAAGCCUAGAACUGUAUUUUUAAACGUAGGUAUUGCUUGUAUCUAUUAUAGUUACUAUUCAGAAAUCUAUAACUGGAUAUAUUAUAUAUUUAUUCCAUAAAAUAUAUAUUGUCUGAAUGUAUCUAUUAGAGAAGUAGGGUCUUUGCUUAGCAUGUAUUGCAAAUGUAGUAAGCUAAUGUUAGCAAAAGACCAAGCUUUGUUUGGCAGAUAUUACUGUGAUAGCAUAAUCUCUGCAUUUCUGUAUUGUUUAAUUUAUUUUCCAGUCUAAUGUUAAUAUAUUUUAGAGAGGAAGAAGUUUAUUUUCAGACUCACACAUUAUCAUUUAAAUCAAUUUGAAAUUAGAGUUCUUUUUUUUAAUUAAACCAAAUUGGAAUGUGCAAGUAAAAUCUGUAAGUUCUUAAGUUUACAUGUCUGCUUUUCCAAAGAAGAUAGUCAAAGUUGGAAGGCUAUAAAUGUCAUCUGCUUUCAAGAAAAUAAGAAAAUGGACCCCCAAAUCCUAAAAAAAAUGAUCAUUUUUACAUGCUUUUUAUAUUUCAUUAGAAAAUACUUGGAAGAGAAAAGGAAAUUAGAAGAAAACCAUACAGUCAUUGCAUGUUGAAAACUCCUGCUGAUGUCAGUGAAAGUUCAGUAAUGUGAGGAAUGGAAUGCAGAAAUGGUCAGAAACAGCGUUCUGGUUGUGAACUUGGAACAAAGUCAGAAACAAUUAAUAUAUUGGAGGAUCUAUUCUCAGACAGAGACAAAGCAAAAUGGGAAAUUGGCAGUAUCAUAACAUAUGUUUAAACCAAAUGCAGGGUAGCCAACAGUCUUGAGUGUUUGAUCAGUGUAAGUAGCCAUUGAAAGGAAAUUCGUGUAUUUUUAAAACCAAACAGCAUGAAUUCAUCUAGAAAAGUGUCAUUUUAUACAGAGAGGUAAUUAUAUUCAGCAGUCAUUGGUGACAAUAUCAAUUAAGACAGUGGAGUUUGAGAACUACCAGAACUGAAGAUGAAAUAUAUUGUAUUGUGCUCUGCACGGUGUCUUUUUAUACUUAAUAAAAUUGUACGUACAUAUUUUAAAACUGUUCUCAAA
Molecule: messenger RNA, 4115 nt
Organism: Prinia subflava (tawny-flanked prinia)
Lineage: Eukaryota; Metazoa; Chordata; Aves; Passeriformes; Cisticolidae
Gene: LIN7A
Product: lin-7 homolog A, crumbs cell polarity complex component
Exons: 6
Coding region: 1013-2389 (458 amino acids)
Biological process (GO): neurotransmitter secretion; protein localization to basolateral plasma membrane; maintenance of epithelial cell apical/basal polarity
Cellular component (GO): cell-cell junction; MPP7-DLG1-LIN7 complex; basolateral plasma membrane
Molecular function (GO): L27 domain binding
Source: RefSeq, a predicted model, not a curated record